CAUUAGUCGUUGUAAAUAGUUUGGCAGUACUCUAUAUGAAAUAUAAGGAGGAAGUAUACUUAUCAAACUACUUUUUUGAAAAAAUAUCAGAAAAUAAUUUAAGUGCAGUGGACGCAUCGAUCGAAACGUUAAUACGUUUAAAUUUACCGAUUCAUAGGUUGGCUUUGAUGUUGGUCACCCCAGAAAACGCAGAAAUUAGUCAGGACGGCGAAUAUCCGAAAGAAGUGGUGAAUGACGAGAAGUUAAUACGGGAUAUACUACAUUCAAACCAUAGAAUCGAUGAAAGGCCUGAUAUGUGGGAUUUUCGUACCAGUAAUUUGGAAUCUUUGGGAAACACCAGAAGAACUGUUACUAACCCAUCUUUAAGUCGUUUACUUAAGGAAGUCGAAAGUGGAUCGCGACCUGAUUUUGACCAUCACCAGACAUGUUGUUUAAUAGCGUUAUACAUAACUGGAAUAGUUCCAACAUACCACGUAGUUUUUAGCAUUGUCGUUGUAAAUGACGGACACCAUGAUUGUAGUCAUAUUGAUGAAUCGGAAAUUGUUACAGUGUACAGAAAGUUUGAAGAUGGAUACUGGAAAGUCAAGGAUGAUUUUAAAAGACAUGUUAAACUCACCAAACCUACAAAUAUGUAAAAAUGUUAUUGUCAUAAAUCGCUAUUUAAUUUUAUUUUCAACAUACUAAAAUAUAAUAUAUAGACAUGGAAAC
Adelges cooleyi (spruce gall adelgid) is the source of this 708-nucleotide messenger RNA. RefSeq lists its product as uncharacterized. NCBI's taxonomy places the organism in Eukaryota, Metazoa, Arthropoda, Insecta, Hemiptera, Adelgidae. The transcript is spliced from 10 exons. The coding region runs from base 36 to 635 and encodes 199 amino acids. The record is from RefSeq and is a predicted model, not a curated record.